AUGAGCUUUUCGGACUUAAAAAAGACCUUUCAGGUAUCUCGUGGGUUCAGCUACACCUACUAUACCUCUCCAGCGCGGGAAUCCAAGCCCACCCUCGCCCUCUUCCACGGCUGGCCCGACUCAGCGCGUCUUUGGACUAGCCUAAUCAAUGACUAUCUCGUUCCAAAUGGCUAUGGCAUUAUCGCCAUUGAUGGCCUAGGCUUUGGGGAUAGCUCCAAGCCCACGGACCCAAGCCAGUAUGGCUGGCAGCACAUGACCGCCGACGUCGUCGAGAUCCUCGACGCGGAGAAGCUGUCCACCGUCAUCUCGCUCGGCCACGACUGGGGGAGCGCCAUGUGCCAACGUUUCUACCACUUCUACCCCUCCCGCGUGUCUGGUCUUGCUAUGAUAAACGCUGCAUACAUCCCGCCAAGCAGCGCCAAGUUUGAUCUCGAUCUAGUCAACAAACUCACCGAGGAGGCCUUCGGCGUCGGCCUGUACCAAUACUGGCACUUCUUUAUUGCCGAUGACGCGCCGGAGAUAAUGAAGAAGAAUAUUGAGUCUGUAUAUGCGGCCGCGCACGGCGAGCCGAGCACAUGGGCAAAUAUUUGGACGUCCGCCGGUGGUAUGCGCGCCUUCAUCGAGGGAGGUCGCACGCAGCAGACCCUCUCCUACGCUACAGGCGACCACAAGAAAGACUUUUUGGAUCGAUACGGCGGAGAUGGCCCCGGCUUCGCUGCAUCUAAUUGCUGGUACAAGGCUACCCAAAGUGGUGUACAGGCACAGGCGGAGGCUAAGCUUCCUGCUGAGCGCAAGGUGGUCAACGUCCCCGCAUUCUUCUGGGCUGUAGAGGAUGAUUAUGUGUGCAGGCCUGCUCUAAUACAAUCUAGUAUUGCAGAAGGGCUUCUACCAAAGCUUAAGAUAGUGAGUAGGUCUGGAGGGCAUUGGGCGUUGCUUGAGAGGCCGGCAGAGUUUGGCGAGGAUAUACUGGCUUGGCUGAAGGAGACAUUUACUUGA
Clonostachys rhizophaga is the source of this 996-nucleotide messenger RNA. The record is from the annotation of a GenBank genome assembly. NCBI's taxonomy places the organism in Eukaryota, Fungi, Ascomycota, Sordariomycetes, Hypocreales, Bionectriaceae.